Molecule: messenger RNA, 2618 nt
Organism: Gymnodraco acuticeps
Lineage: Eukaryota; Metazoa; Chordata; Actinopteri; Perciformes; Bathydraconidae
Gene: tmem268
Product: transmembrane protein 268
Exons: 9
Coding region: 618-1682 (354 amino acids)
Source: RefSeq, a predicted model, not a curated record
UCGGUCCUCCGGCAGAAAUAAGAGCCAUGGGACGGUACUCAAGAUGGCGCAGGCAAAUCAACUUCCGGUGAGACCGAGGACCGAGGAGCGAGGAAAUGAAAAUAGUCGACCUGAGAAGCAGCCAUAGACUUCAAUCCUUCACAAAGCGGAAGGGAAACAUGCAUGACAUAAUUUGUUUAUUUUGCAUGACCCCAAAUGAUCCAUAACAAUAUGUUAAUGUAUGGCAGUUUCAGUAAAGCUGCACCGGACACCAUAAAACUCUCAAUAAUUGCAAACAAAAGGCAGACGAAUCACAAGCUCCACCUCAUGACAUUUUUUUAUAUGCCAUCUUAAUACGCCUUACAUAUAACAGUUUGCUCUCUUUAGUUUUGAUGGUGUUGAGCUGUGAACCACAAGCCACAUUCCUGUAGUCAUGAGGCCGAGCUGAUCUGAGUCACACGCUGAGACGGGGAGAAACAGAAAGAGAGAAGUCAGAAAGAAACUCUGCUAGGGUUCAUUUCAGUGUGAAAGUACGACACGGUCUGUAAGCAAGACAUGGUUACUUUCAAGGGAUCUACUACAGAAAUGGGCUGAAAAAGGAAUACAAUCAUCACAAUGUUGACAAUGCAGGAUUUGAAAUGAUGGAGAGCAAGAACAAUGUUUGUUCCGUGAUGAAGGACGGUGAGAUGGAUGUGCAGGUCAGAGAAACCAAAGCUCAGUCAGAGCAGUCCAACAACAACAGAACCAACUGGUCAAAUGGUCAGUGUGUUGUGGCGAUGCCCAGCUGUUCGAUGCUAAACCCAAGCUUUGAUCUGUCUCUCUGCCGAGCCAAACUUGAGAAUGAUGGCUUUCAGAUUCCAGAGGAAGACAUGGAGGCUCCUCUGAAGACAGCUCUGGAAGUUCCCUCAGUCAGGAGAUACAUGGUUUUCAACUCUGCCCUCUUCCAUUUCUUAAUGGCACCGGUGCUGUAUCUGGUGGUGUGGUGCGCUGUGUUCUCCACCCUCCACGUCUUUAUCACAGUUAGUGACUACUGGGUCCUCUGCCUCUCUGUCAGCCUGGUCUCUAUCUUCCUCACCACUGCCAUAAUAUUCAUCCUCCACUGCAGUAACAAGGAGAUUGACAUGAAUUUAGACGUCCGGUUAAUCCAGGUGAAUGAGAGGCUGGUUAAACACAAGCUGAUGGUGGCCGUGGUUGACUGGGUGCAGUCCUGCUCAGGAAACAUGCAGCUGUCUUUUGUGUAUUGGGACAUGUCCCGCUGUCUGAGGGCACUGACUGAAACUUUAGAGGAGCGCAGCUUUGUGGUGAAUGACACCCAGAACAAAUUGAAGAAGAAAAUGUCGCAUCUGGCCCUUGUGACGGAGGAAACGGCGGUUGACCUCAAGGUUGGAGGGUCAGAUGUGGAGCAGGACCCUGAUGAACAGAGGCCUCUGCUGAGCCAGGAGAGCACGGGCAGCAGUACUCCAUCCAGCCCGCCAGAGGCUGCCAAAGUCACCACCAACUACAGCCUCAUCCCUGACCAGUCGUUACCUGCUCAGGCUAAAGCCUACCAGCUUCUGAUGACCUACAGUGCAGCGUACGUGAAGCUGCUGGUGUCCCAGCGGCUGUCAGGACCGACCCACCACCGCCUCCGGCCCCGGAGGAAUCACUGCACCACCGCUCCUCUCUGCCUCUGCCAGUACAUCAAAAAGCAGAUCCUUCGAUAACACAAACCUGCUUCAUGGAGCGUGACUUUUUUUUACUUUGCACCUAUGCUCUGGAGACAAACUGAUUUGUUGGAUCAUUUCCUUAAAUGAAGGACUUGUUUGGAGCUUCACACUCCAGUCUGCAGGCGCCUGUACUGAUGUUUUUCUUAUACCAGCUCUGUGUUUGCAUCACCUGGAUCCUCGUCUAUUUGUUCCCAACAAUUCCUGCACUGUGCCAAACGCUGUAAAACAAUGUUUGCACUCCUGUACACAUGACAAUCACGGCCUUAGUUACUGAUGUUUUGAGUAUUUGCACAAAUAUUAUAAAAAAUCUUGUGAUUUGAUUUUCAGUAGAUUAUUUAGUAUGUCUGUUUAUGGUUGAGCUGAAGGCAGUGGUGGAAAGUAUCUCAGUAUAGUUUCUCAAGUUCUGUACCUUGGUACAAUGUUAAGGUACUUUAGUAUUUUUAUUUCAUGCUACUUAAUACUUCUUCAGUACAGUUUGUCGUAAGUGUCGUAAGUAGCACUACAUUAAAACAGCUGUAAUUAAAGUUACUUUUCAUAAUAAGAUACAAAUUAAACUAGUUGUUUUCAAUCCUUUUAUCUUCUGACCUUUUAUUGUCAGUUUGUCAGCAGUUUCAUUUGAUGCAUUUUUAUGUUUCGUAUGAAGUAAACUGCUUACGUAAAGUAUUUUAAAAUUCCCCAUAUAAGUACAAUACUUGAGUAUACGUAUGAACUUACUUUCAUUGUUCCACUGGAUUUUAAUUGUAGAACUAUUUUUCAUGUUGAUUUAUUGGUGAAGUUAGAAGAAGUACUUUGUAAUUUAACAAAUUGAAAAUUAAUUUCCAUUUAGUUUCCAAAUAGAACCUUGUAAUCUGUGUUUCGUAGAAAAUAUUUACCCCAUGUCCACUGCAGGAAACAUAUCUUUAAAUAAAUAUUAAAAAAAUAUUGAGAACAAAA